AUGAAUGGAACUAUCCAAAUUACUUCUCAGGGUUUUGGACAUUUUUUAUACGAGUUUUCUACCUUGUUUUUGCAGGUCCAUCAACUAAAGCAAGUAGUUGACCAAUGGGAAGUGGGAGACUGUGGUGACGCCCAUGUUGCUGCUGCCCUCUUGAAACUCUGGUACCGUGAACUAUACGAACCUCUAAUACCCGACUCCCUCUACCAGGCAGCCAUUAACGCUCAUGAUGACCCCUCACAAGCUGUUGCCCUUGUUAAUAAACUUCCUGAAAUUAACAGACUUGUGCUAUCUUAUCUAAUCAGAUUUUUACAGUAUUUUGCCCAACCGGAUAUUGUAACGUCUACCAAAAUGGAUGCAAGCAACUUGGCAAUGGUGAUGGCUCCAAACUGCCUUCGUUGUACUAGUGAUGAUCCCCGUGUUAUAUAUGAAAACACAAGGAAAGAAAUGGCCUUUAUACGUACUCUGAUCCAACACCUGGACACGACCUUCAUGGAGGGUGUUGUCUGAGACUGGCAUUUUGUGGUAUAAGGACUAAUUAUGCCAUUAUCUGUCACCUUAUACCACAGAGCCUAUCAAGAGAUAUGUGCGUUGCUGGUAAUCACUCAUACAUUUAUAAAAGUAUGCAGAAUAAAAACAAAAUUUGCUGUGGCAAAGCGUCAUAUAAGAUAUAAAGAAGCCUUUAUUUUCUUGGACAGUCCAUAAGUCAAGAACAUUCAUGUGUCAGUACAGGGGAUGUAUGCAUGGAGAAGCAUGCUAUGGAUGAACAAAUCCACAAGGGCCGUGACGAGGAUCCUCGUCACGGCCCUUGUGGAUUUGUUCAUUUGAUGCAUCACGUUAGUGUGAUCUCUGUGUGUGAUGCUAUGGACGCCACGUGAUCUUGGUGCUCGUCUCUUGUCUUACCUCGUAGGCACAGGUUACAGAGACUUUUGAAGGACCCUAGAAUUAAGAGCAAACUCCCUUUACAACGUUUAUAUCACAGGGUUAUGAAAUACAUAACAAAAUAUAAUUAGGAUCAGAUUUUGAGCUCAUGAGCAUUUUGAUAUUGAUACACAGUACCAAAAGAAAAAAAAGUUUAGGGUUUGGUCCUAAUAUCUGGGUAAAGACUGUGAUUUGAUGUCCAUUGACUUAUUUUAGGUUGUGUAAAAAUGCUUAAGUAUGUUCUGUAUGAUUCCAAAUAAUGCAAACAAUAUCUAAUUUAUUUCAUUAAUCUGCAGUUAUGAAUUUUGAAUACAAACAAAAACAAAUAAGUUAAUAUUUAUAAUUGUUCCUUAUCAGAGUACAGUACAUAAAUGAUAUUUAUGUCAUGAUAAUUUCAUACCAACUUUUGUUUUUAUAUGUAACAAAUUGCUACAAAAGGCUUACUGUAGUGCCUGUAAUUUUUUUUCUUCAAAAGUUCAAGAACUACAUCGGCUAACAUUCCAAAUUGAGAGCGAGCCGAGUCACACUCAUUACAGGACUUCCAGGGAUCCCUCACUUAGUGGAGGCUUCUGGCCACGUUAGUAAAUGUUUAAAUGUUAACAUUUUUCAGAUACUGAUUAGGCAAGUAAUUGGAUUUCUGAUAUUCAGAAUAUUAUUAGUACCUGUGAGAAGAUAAUUUAGAAUUGUUGUCUAACAGUCAACCAACGAGAUCUGAUAUGAUUUCAAUUUGUGUACUUUCUGUAAAUAUUGUAACAAAAUUAGAAUAACAAUGGCAUCACACAGUGAGGGAGAUGCCUUACGGUCGGUCAAUGAUCAUGCAGUUGGUGUUCCAACUGCACAUAACAUGGUCUUGAAACCCAAUGUUCCUCUACCACACAGCUUAAACAAUAAGGUGAACCUUUACGUCCUGAGUGAAAAAUGGACAUGCCUAUUAUCUAGUCUUCAACUUGUAUAGUAUUUUUUUCACAAACUUCCUUGUGCCAACUCGAACAAAUGAAAAACAGAUCAAAGCUACUUUGUUUGCAUUUGUUACAGGCACACACAUGCUUUUGUUAAAUGACUUGAUAUAGUUAAAAUGUUAUUUUUUAUACCAUGUUGACAACAGUUUGUUACAACCUUAUGUAACACAUUCUUUGCUACUUGUUCUGCAAAAUAUUGUACAUGAAUUUUAAGAUAAAAGAAGUAUAGAUGUUUAUGAGUAUGACGUGGGAUGAUAGUCGGAUGGUGGUAUUUUUUAUAUACUACUUAACUAUUCUAAGGCAUUUAACUAUGUAACCAUAUAAGCCAGGCAAUCAUGUAAAUGACAAGGACAGUACACUUGAGCCAAGAAAACUAUAGGUUAUUUUUCUGGAUUUUCUACGAAGAGACUCAAGUCAUACAUAUGAGGGGAAUUGAGUGUGUAUUUAGCACAUCCAAGUGCUAAGGUGCAAUGCUUAAUAUGCAGCAUUUUUGACUACUAGAAGUAACAGUAUUAAUUAUAAUGCCGUGUUCUUGUAAUUAAAUGAUGGUUAUGCCGAGUCAGCAGGAAACGUAUAACAAACUGGUUAAUAUCGUAUUUCUUCUCGGUUGGCAUUUUUUUUUUUUUUUGCUUUCCUAUUUGUGAAGUCUUAUUACUUGAUCUCUAACUUUAUAACAUUUAUAUAAAUACCCAACUGUUAAUUUUCUUUUAUUAUAAAAAGCAACUUUUUCCCAAAAUCUUCAGAUAUACAAGAAAUUAUUUCUGUAGUCCAGAAAAACUUAUUGAAUAUGGCUGAUGGCUGUUGAUUGCUUCAGAGAUUGGUGUAUGACUGCUGUGAAGCAGCAUAAGCUAGUUGCUAUUGCAUUUAGAGCAUAAAUGUGGAAUGUACUGAAUAGUUUAGUGUCUAUUUAAAUGGGGUUUGAUACCUUGUCAUAUAUAGGCCAACUUUGCAUCUUUUUACAUCUUAUAUGUGCCUCAAAAAAAAAUAAAGCACAAUUUCUUUUGUACAAAUUUUAUCAGAUUUGAUGCAUCUAAGUCUUCUUUUUGCCUUUGGCUUGAGCACUGGUAGCUAUGCAGCUGGAAAUUAUUUAAAACUCGUUAUUUCUGACAAGGCUUGUAUAAUCAUUUUAAUAUUGAAAUAUAUACAGAUGUCCUUAUGUAAUAUACAUUGAUAUUGUAUAGCUGUAUUUCAGAAUGUUAAAAACAUUUAAAAUCAUUUGUAUCAUAUGAAUAUUAAAACCUGUAUGCUAA
This is a messenger RNA of Procambarus clarkii (red swamp crayfish), 3127 nucleotides long. NCBI's taxonomy places the organism in Eukaryota, Metazoa, Arthropoda, Malacostraca, Decapoda, Cambaridae. The record is from RefSeq and is a predicted model, not a curated record.